This is a messenger RNA of Diaporthe batatas, 3747 nucleotides long. RefSeq lists its product as uncharacterized. Gene Ontology annotation, molecular function: ATP binding; protein serine/threonine kinase activity. Gene Ontology annotation, cellular component: cytoplasm. The record is from RefSeq and is a predicted model, not a curated record. The transcript has 2 exons. Lineage: Eukaryota; Fungi; Ascomycota; Sordariomycetes; Diaporthales; Diaporthaceae. The coding region runs from base 1 to 3747 and encodes 1248 amino acids. Gene Ontology annotation, biological process: protein phosphorylation; intracellular signal transduction.
AUGGAGCACCAGGCUUUCAACCCACCUGCCCAGCCUCACCCUGAGCCUCCCACACAACCACAGGCUACCUUUCUGCCCACACAACCCCUAAACCCCUCGCUCACGGCCAGCAGCACUCCCGUCGCGUCCCCGGGCCUCUUCAGUCCGUCCAACCCCCGCACCACCAUGUCUCUGCCGCCCUCGCAGUCCGUCUCCGAGGGCACGACGCCUGCCGCACUCAACAGCCCCUUUCUACAUCCCCUACAGAAUCACAGAGUUAGAGAGACACAUGUCGCAAAUAUCGAUAGAGACUUCACCACCGGCCGCAAGAUCAUCAACCAUUACGAGGUUAUCGAGGAAAUCGGCCGCGGUGUUCAUGGCAAAGUGAAGUUGGCCCGCGACCUCGAUGUCGGCCAAAAUGUUGCCAUCAAGAUCGUCCCACGCUUCUCCAGAAAACGUCGCCUCGGAAGGAUCACUCAGAAUGUAUCGCCCUUCGAGAAGUCCAAGAGGGAGAUCGCCAUCCUCAAGAAAAUCAGACAUCCCAACGUGGUGGCCUUGCUGGAAGUCAUCGACGACCCCGACUACAGGAAGAUCUACCUCUGCCUCGAGCACGUCGAAUGCGGCGAGGUCAUAUGGAGGAAGAAGGGCCUCCCGAACAUAUGUGCUUUUGAACGCCGGCGCAUCGAAAGGGAGAUGAGGGGCGAGACGCUCACAGAAGAGGAGGAGCAGCAUCUACUCGACUUGGAACGAAGGUUCAAUGUCAAGGAGAUGAAACGCGCCCACCUUGCCGAGAAGACUGGCACCCACGUCGACCCUUGGAGUUUGGAACUAGGUCAAGACGAGUCCGAACCAAGAUCGGGGCCCUCCGAGGCGGAUCUUGCCCGGCAUAUGCCUACUUCCCGGAGGUCACACUCACCGGCCUCCCGGGGAUCUGCACCUUCUUCACACGCCCCGUCGAGAACGCAGUCGGUUCGGUCAAUGUCUGCAGCCGCGUCCGAAGGGGCCCCCACCUCCAAUGAAGAUGACAUGGAAACGCCAGGGCCACUCCACUCAAAUCCUGGGUCAUCCAGCGCGCUUGCCGGAACAAUGUACGGGGCUUAUGACGACCUGGGAUUCAGAGAGCGUUCUCCUAGUAUGGCUGACUCCAUCAUAUCACACAUGUCUUCUAUCGACUUCAACCCGCAACCCCAUGACCCGUUCGCCGACGACUUCUCAUACGUUCCUUGCUUCACUAUCGAGGAGGCGCGGAAUGCUUUCCGCGACGUCGUCCUUGGUCUUGAGUACUUGCACUAUCAGGGGAUUGUCCACCGUGACAUCAAACCGGCAAAUUUGCUCUGGACUCGGGAUCAUCGUGUCAAGAUUUCGGAUUUCGGCGUGUCUUAUUUUGGCAGGCCGAUGCGAGAUGGCGAACCCGAUGAUACCGUCUCCGAAUCAGAAGCACAAGACUUCGACGACGAGUACGAGCUGUCCAAGACUGUCGGAACACCCGCUUUCUUCGCCCCCGAAUUGUGCUACACCGACCUCGAUAGCACCCCGCCUCCCAAGGUUACCGAACAGAUCGACGUUUGGUCUCUUGGUGUCACACUCUACUGUAUGAUAUUUGCUCGAAUUCCGUUUCUGGCCGAGGACGAGUUCCAAAUGUUUCGGAAAAUCGCAACCGAGGAGAUCUAUAUCCCCACGAGGCGGUUGAGGCCUGUUGAUCCAUCCACGUCCCCGGACACGUCUUCGCUCUACAAGCGGGUCAACAGUGCUCCAUACCGGGAUGACCACCAACUCUUGUAUGAGGAUGUCGACGAGACGUUACGGCAACUUCUGGGACAGAUGCUCAUCAAGGACCCAAGGCAGCGCAUCACACUUAGAGGGGUGAAGUACCAUCCCUGGGUACUUUCCAACUUGCCGAAUAUUAUGGGCUGGAUCGACGACACGGAUCCACAGAGACAGACUCAAGGCACCAAAAUCAAGGUCAACGAGAAGGAGGUGGAUGACGCCGUCGUGCCUCUCACACUACUAGAGCGAGCCAGGUCUACGCUCAAAAAGACACUUACCAAAUUGACCAGCCGGUCGGUGGAACGCGCCGAGGGAGCCUCUCGGCGAAGGGCUACCAGCAGUGCUGCCAGCUCGGCCGGUGAUAGUCCCGCACACACGCCCAUUACAAACCACAUUCGCGAUUCACGCAGGAAGAGCUUACGAGGGGACGGUGACUACUUCGCUACCAUUAGAGAUCAUUCCCAUACGCAUAGCGAGCACCCCCUGACCUACAGCGUAACGGCCAGUCCGGAAGAAGACCCACCAUUGGAGACGGAACCAACCUCGCGACAGCCGGGAGCGGUAGGCGGCCACCCAUUGCAUCAACUUCCUGAAAUUGCCACGAAUUUUAAUGGCAGACAAGACAUCACAGACCACCAGACACCGACCUCGGCUCAGAUGGAACUCCCGCGCCACAGGCACUCGCGAUCGAUCUCGAAUGCUGUGUUAAGCCUGCACAGCGACUAUGCUGAGGCCCGCACUGCACCAGCCACCCCUUCUGUUGAUGACCCCGUGGAUGCCUCAAGCGGUCUACGCAGAAAGGGUAGAGGUGCGACGCCCUCCGACGACUCAACAAGGUCCCAAUCAGUCGACAGAGCCCUGGUCUUCUCGAGCCCCGACAAGCGAGCCGAAGCACAGGUCGGUGUGAGCUCUUUCAUUGCACCGGGAAGCCUGGAGCAGCCCAAGAAGCUUUCACAGAUGCGGUCCUUGGACCUUGGCCGGGCUUUUGGAGACAGCCCGCUGCCUUCUCCUCAAUUCUUCUCCAACACCAUUUCGUCGUAUCAGUACGGCCAACACAGAUCGGAUCCCAUGCUGGAUAAGUUUCGGACGGUCGUCAAGAUUGAGGACAGGCCGAUGACGGCACACCGAGUCCAGGACAUACCCGAAGGCAAGACGCCACCCCCAAGACAGUACGGUUCCUCGACUCCUGAAUCGUUUGCUCGGGCUCAAGAGACCCUGCGUCGACGUCAAAGGCUUGAGAUCGAGGAGGAUUCACGUCGGCAAGACGCGCUGCAACCCCCUGCCGAGCUUGACGCGGCUCGUGUCCCUUGUCCUCCUUCUCCAGAUGAUGACGAUUCCGGCAGCAACGGGGCGCCGUCGCGGGGGGAGACGUUUAGUACAACGUUUUCAUCGAAAUGCAACUCCCGCGAAGCAAUUGCCACGCCGUGGACCAGCCCGAGCGUGGUCACGAGUCCAGUGAGCUAUACCACGUCUGCAUCGCAGAAGGAUCUAAGGGAGACCGUCACGGAGCAAAUGCUUGCAUUCCAGUCUGACCCUUCGCUGCCAGCACUGCUCAGCGGGGCGUCAUCAGUGUCUGCGGAUCCUGAGGGUGACUUUCUCGGCAACCCUGGCGAGCCCAAGACUGUUAGCCGACGCGCUGUUCUCGAAACAACGGACUCGGUGACGCCACCAGCUCUGGCAAAGGAGCCCGUCACCGGAUUCCCUCUGGAGGCCACGGAACUCGAUGAGCGCAGCGAGACCGUGAUCGUUGAUGACCACGAGCCCGAAUCUGUUGGGAACUCGACACCAACCCCGCCUGCACGCAUUGAUGAUGAUGAUGACGAUGACAGCGACAGCGAUGACGGGAUUCUUAUGAUGGGCCAUCGGUCCAAGAAGUCAAACGCUACCAAAGGGUCUCCCAAUUCCAUGGGCAAAACUAUCUUCCGGUCGCAAAGGCGCAAUACCAAUGCGUCUGUGGGUAGCACCGACACGGCCAAGAAAUUGUUCGCUCCGGGCGAGUAA